Molecule: messenger RNA, 1166 nt
Organism: Phalacrocorax carbo (great cormorant)
Lineage: Eukaryota; Metazoa; Chordata; Aves; Suliformes; Phalacrocoracidae
Source: RefSeq, a predicted model, not a curated record
GAAGCUGCAUUCUACUCAUCAGACGGGUGCAUGCGUUCUCUAGCAGGAAGCAAGUGCAGCCAGCAAAAGUAGCUGUUUGUGGUGUCUGAUCUGACCUCUUCGCAGUAUUUCAAGUGAGACUUUUUCUUUGAGGAGCAAUGAAUACACUCAGAUAUUGUUUCUUUGCUGUCCUGAUUCUCAGUGUCUCACUUCCAUUUGUCUUUUAUGCUGUUAAUCUGCAUGCACAAAAAUCUCUUAGGAGGCUGAACUUCUCGGUGAGUUCAACUUUAGCAGAAGCCUGUAAAGCACUUAUUGAAGAUAAGGUGCCCUUUCUGAAGGAAAAUGCUUUAAAAACAUCAUUCAGAGGAUCCAGUUGCACAGAGUACAUCACACAGAACCACUAUAUCACCCGCGCCCUCUCGGCUGAGGAGGCCGCCUUCCCCAUUGCCUACAUCAUGACCCUGCACAAGGAGUUUGAGACCUUCGAGCGGCUCUUCAGGGCGGUGUACAUGCCCCAAAACAUCUACUGCAUCCAUGUGGACACCAAGGCACCGGCCCCCUUCCGGCAGGCGGUGCGGCGCCUGGUGGGCUGCUUCCCCAACGCCUUCCUCGCCUCCCGGGCGGAGCGGGUGGUCUACGGCGGCGCCUCCCGCCUGCGGGCCGACCUCCACUGCAUGAGAGACCUGCUGGCCUCGGCCGUGCCCUGGCGCUACCUGCUCAACACCUGCGGCCAGGACUUCCCCUUGAAGACCAACCGGGAGAUUGUCCAGCUGCUCAAGGGCUUUGGGGGGAAGAACAUCACCCCCGGGGUGCUGCCACCCCCCCACAUCACUGCCCGCACAAAAUAUGUGCACAGGGAACAAUUAUACUCUUUCUUUUCUUUCAUGCUGUGGACAUUUGUGCACAAGGCGCCCCCACCCCACAACAUGACCAUCUACUUUGGCUCUGCGUACAUUGCCGUCACCCGGCCCUUCGUGGAGUUUGUGCUGCAGGACCAACGUGCCAUCGAUCUGCUGGCAUGGUCCGAGGACACCUACAGCCCUGAUGAGCACUUCUGGGUGACGCUCAACAGGAUCCCAGGUGAGUACACCUUCACUUCUGUUUUCUGUAGAUACAUGUAUGCACCGGUGAGCACAGGCACGCACACACAGAGACAUGUAUCUAAGGCUGAUUUUGACAAAGCCUAG